Molecule: messenger RNA, 4854 nt
Organism: Paramuricea clavata
Lineage: Eukaryota; Metazoa; Cnidaria; Anthozoa; Malacalcyonacea; Plexauridae
Source: the annotation of a GenBank genome assembly
CGAUUAUUGUCAUACUGUUGCCAAUGUAUCAAUUAAUGCCACUGUUUAGACGUUGCAAAAACCAGAAUUUCCAGAUGUAUUACUUUUAUCAAAAGGACAACUACCAGUGGACGUCCUCUGUGUCAUCUUAUCACAGCUUUCUGUACGUGAUGUUUUACGAUACAUGCAAGUUUGCAAAGCUUGGAAGGUAGGAAUGUCCCUUAAUCCUUUGCUCUGUCUAAUGCCAAACAAUUUUACUUCUAUUGAUAUAGUUUGACGUUCUCUGGUUUUUAAAAAAUUAUUGAAACGAGCUUUCGACUGCCAAUCUGCAGUCUUCAACGGGCUUCAAUUGAAGACUGCAGACUGGCAGGCUGGUAAUGAAUAUUACGCUUCUACCAUUUUUAUAUUUUACUUGUGAAGGAGAAAAUCUCGUGCAUUAAUGGUUGAUCUGUGUAUAAUGACAGAUGAUUUUACUUGUGAAGAAGGGGGAAGUAUUUACCAUUGAUGUUUUUAUCCAGACAAUCUUUUUGUUGUGAACACAUUUUAAGCAGCAAAUUGAAUGCAUCUUAGGCCACGGUCAAACGUCGAACUUUUCAUGUGCCGAACCUAACACAAAUGAAGUGAAAAAAAGAACUUAGCUCAUUAACAUUAGGUUCGCAAAAUGAAAAGUUCGACGUUCGACCCUGGUCUUAAUGUGUCUUAUAGUGUAUUAUAUUGUUAUCUUACUUUGUCAAAUGUCAGACCAUUUUAUACCAGAGGUAUAAUCUAUGAUAAUAUUUUCUAUGUUAAAUCUUUUUCCAGACAUUGCUGAGUGACAAGUAUUUUUGGAAGAUGUAUAUACAAAGACAUUUUGAUUUGGGGAUAAAAUCUGACCUCUCAAACGAGGGGCCAAUGGCAGAGUGGUCACGUCCAGGGGAUACUGAUAAUACGACAAGUGGCGUCGACAACAGCUGGUAUGUAUUUGUUUUCUGUUAAAUGCAUGCCCGGAUUUUCAGGUGAGGACGCACCUUCAGGGUCUUAGAUGGGAUUUUAGAUUUUGGGAGCGUUUCUAAAUUUCCAUGGUGUCAUUAAUGUUACUUGCCUAUUUCCCAGAAUAGCCAAAUCCACGGUAACCGUUCCAGUUAUGCUCAAAAUAGACUAUGCCUGUUGUUGUUUUAUUAUAUUUCGCACUGACAUAUUACAAUAAAGGCCAUGUUACACGGUGCAAUUUUUCUUGCAACUUGCAAUGCAAUUCUACUCUUGAGAGAUGUAAAAUUGCCAAAUACGAGUCUUCAUUACACUCAGCUGAUGUUUUCUCAACAUAUCGAAAAUUCUUCACUGAUUUCACUAAUUGACAUCGCUCAAGAGUACAAUUGCAUUGCAAGUUGCAAGAAAAAUUGCACCGUGUAACAUGGCCUUAAGUUAUUCUAGCAACUCUUGGAGCACUAAAUACUAUUUAAAACACGCGUAGGAGUGUUUUGUCACUGAUUAUUUUUACCACGUUCGUUUUAGAUAUGAUAAAACACGAUUACAUGUACAAGUGUUUUGAAUAGCUUCAAAUACUAAUGCUGAAUACUAAUUAGGAUGGAUUUUUUAAAGAAUGUAUAAAGAAUACUAAUUAGGAUGGAUUUUUGUAUAAAGAAUACUAAUGAAGAUGAGUUUGAUCGGGUACAGUAUAAAGCCUCUCCAUGUGACAUAUAUUAUGGUUGACAUGAUUUGCCAUUUUUACCAAUUUCAACAAACUAUACAGGGCGUGAAAUAACGGCCGGUCAACGGACAAUGUCCGGCCAGAAUGCGGAGUUGUCCAGUCAAAUUCUUACCUUGCCGGUCAUUUUGACCGGUCACUUUCGGUAAAAGAACAAACAAGUAAUCUUCAUUUGAAUUAAUCAUCAAAAUAAAGUUGUCAAGCAUUAUAAUUAAGAACCAUAACAUGUUGUCCAAUAUCUUGCGGGAAAAGAACUUCAAUGUACGCCAGCUUUCCCACGCAGUACAUCACAAAGCCCAUGGUCAUGCUUUUGGCUUAAGAGUUAAUUAAAAGGCCAUUGUUUUAGCGCAGUGCAAGCUGUUUUAUGUGAAGGAGUUUUUUUAACUACUGUUUACAGUAAGGCUUUAUGUAAUGCUCUACUGGAAAAAUAGUCAUAUUUUUAGGGGUAUACUUUACUAGGCGUUGCAUUAAGCUGAAUAAUUUGACCGGCCAGAAAUUCGGUAUGUCCGAGCUAAAAUUGAGUUGGCCGGUCACCUUGACCGGCCUAUACAUUUAAGAAACUUUUUCUUACGACACAAAUAGGAGAAAAUUCUGUCUUUUGUAAGUAAACACAUUACUAUGUAAACCUGCACGGCUUUACAUAAAUAAUAAAGCCACGUUCGUUUUAACACGGCCUUCUAGCUAAGACCAUGUGUACCUUGUAUAAUUCUCCCGAGAAUUGCUGCACCUCCCCUGAAAAUUCAGGGGUAUUAGAUUAAGCCUUGCUUAAGUUCGCUAAUAUAUGUUUAAUGCACUUAAUGCGUUGACAAGGAAUGUAUCUAUAGUUCUAUUUUGCUUACUUUUUUCUGGUAUUUUGAAAGGUAUUGUUACUUUUCUGAGGACGGUGAGAAAGACGAUAUAUACGUGAUGCGUCCAUUUCCCUCAAUGUGGAACUGUCGAGUCGUUCAUCCGUAUGGUUUGGACCCAUUUUCUGGUGAUGUGAGAAGCUUACAAGGUUUAUGUCGUUGUCUUGAAAUACUGACUUACACGAGAAGUGAAGCGUCUCGCUUGGGUAUGCUAAGUGGUGAGUGACAUAAUAGUUUUGUUUGUGGAAACACCACGUAAAUUUAUUACUGCAAAGCUUUCGAUCCGUAAGCCCGGAUCUUCAUCAGUGCUAAUAAUAUGUGCUUUGCAGUAAUAAAUUUACGUGGUGUUUUCACAAACAAAACUAUUAUAUUUUAUCGCCAUGCAAACGUACAAAAGAACUUAUUGGUGAGUGACAUGUUGUAAUAUUUCACAAUCUUUCAACCGAAAAACUGUUCACAUUGCGAUGAAUAAUUUCCACUUUUUACCCCACCCUUGGGCGCUUAUUUUUCCCCUUGGCUCUCGGCUGCGGGUUUAUUAGAAGGCGAGGGUGGGGCAAAUACAGGCUGGGGACUAAAUUUUCACGUUUUUGUAAAAAAAUAUGAAGGCUGCUUUUCAGUUAGGAUUUUUGGUAUCUCACUGGAUAGAACUAAUUGUUGAGGGGUUUGUUUUGUAGAUGGACUUUUCGGAUUGUAAAUUUUACACAUUGAUCAGAUCUGACCAGGAGCAUUUGCGAAAAUUGUAACAAUAGGCCCUCUGGAAGGUAUGGAACCUGCGGCCCUGUGAUUCCGGUGCAACACACUAAAGCCUGGCGCACACGAUGCGAUUUUAGUCGGCCGAUAAAAAUCGUUUGACAUACCGAUGUACAUCGGUAUACUCCGCACACGAUUGAACUGUAGACGCCAUGUUGCCAAAUAAAUACAAGCACGUGAUCACAGCAUGAAAUCUGAUUGGUUAUACUUAAAAUUCCACCGAUAAUUCCUUAAAAUUCCACCGCUAAUUUACUCAUGAAUUAUUAAUGAGUUUGAGAUGUAUAUGUACUAAGGUGACGCCAAUGUUGCUCAGUUGAUUAUAGAGCGUUGCACUAAUAUCGCAAGUUCGAUUCGUGCCAGAGGGAUAGAUCCAAACAAAUGUGUAAAAUUCACACUCAAAAUUUCCAUCUACAAAAUCCUUCGAAAUAUUGGCAACCAUUUCAUUAUAGGUAACCAAUGUUCAGCCAACGAAGGGCUAGAUGAAAUUUGUGCCGUUAUAUUUCCUUGGGACAAAAAGGAACUACCUACACCGCUAGAACUGGUGGAUGGAGUUUUCCAUUUUCAUCCAGAAAUAAAUGAAUACUAUUCUAGCAACCCAAGAGAAAAUAAAUUACACUUUCACAUUCCGCGAAAUGAACAUAACAUUGAUGAUUCUGACGUUGAUUAUGACGAGGAUGAUGAAGACCAUGAUACAGACGAAAAACCAUGUCUGAACAGUAUUUUUGGGAUGGAUUUUCCUCAUCAAGAUGAACAAUGGAAGUAUGAAGAUUCACGAAAAUUUUAUGAGUGGUUGCAACCAAUUAUGUAUCCAUCAGUCGAUAUAUUUGUUGGAGAUCAGAAGUUUAAUCCUGUUGCAAUCUUUAUGUUAGCACAGCUUGCCCCUGGGUGGGUAGGUGGGGCACUGACUGCAGCCACAUGGACAUGAGUAAUUGUUGAUUGUCCGCAGUCCCCCUCUGUAGGGCAGGACACUGACUGUUCUUAUUGUCAAUUUGUUGGUCAGUAUUUUGGUGCUAAAGACAUAACUGCAGUUAAUAUGUAAUGUUAGUACAUAAUUACAUGGCGAAGCUAGCCAUAGCAACAGGUCAUGCUGUGCAAAUGUUUAAUCAUUCCCAUUUUUCCCGACUUUUAAAAAUGUAUUGUCUGCGUGUUUAUUAGCAAGUCAUGACCAGCUGCCAUGGCUAGCGUCGCCACUGCAUCUUAGACAAUAAAUAAUAUGCUAAGAUAUUGAUUAUAAAUGAGUUAAAACUCAAGAGUUAUGUUUUAUAGUUAAGUUAGGAAUAAAAUAUAAUGUAAACAAUAACAUUAAAAACAUAUUGUUAGAAGUUCAAAUCGUCAUAAGCAGAACUGUUUUCUGUUAGUGCCAUGGGCGGGGCCGCGGGGGCUCCAAUAAAAUUUAAGUUGGUCAAAUUAUGAACGUAAGUUGAGAAACAAGAUGGGAGAAAUAAAUUUAAGAGCCAAAAAUAAUUAAGAUAAUAGUCGAAAAUGCAAAAAAUAUUAACGGUGCUGUUCUGCGAAUCAAUUCUGUUCAUAACAGGGGACCCGCAGAUAUAAACAUUGCCCAAAUUUGCAUCUUUUGAACUUUUUUGAAUUGAAACG